AUAAAGCGAUAAACAAAACGAAACGCUGUCGUUCGAUACAAAUUACAUCACACUUUACUUUCGGAAGGAGACUAGCCUAGAAUAUCAAAAUGUCACACUCUAUGCGUGGUGAAAAAAACGAGAAGAAUGUUACAGACGGAGAGAAGUACGGCGAACGAUUCGACUCGGGUCAUGUCGACUCCGGAUUUCUGUCUGGGACUAAUUUAACCGUCAGCGGAGACGAUCUAGAGAUCGACAGUGCUCCAUCGAUGCAGGUCCCCGUCACCCAAGAACCAAUGGUAGUCAGUGACAGCGGCGUCGACCUCGGUCUCAGCGAUGAUCUCAGUUUGCUCUCGCUGAAAACCGUAAACUACAACCGCCUAAGCGACAAGGUUCAGGCCGAACCUAUAGAACUCACACCUGUCACAAUGCAGCUUCCUCAACAACAGCAACAUCAGCAGCUUAUUAGCGUCGAAUCAGGUCCAUCCAACAUCAACAUUCCUUAUUCGCAAGUCCAACAAAAGCAGCAAAAUGACUGGACUGCUUUCUACAUGGAGCAAGACGACGACGGCGACACGCACCUGCAUAACGCUAUAUGCCAGAGUUUUCUGGAGGUGGCAUUACCGCUGAUAAAAAUGGCGCCACAUCCUUGCCUCCUUGACAUUCUCAAUGAUCAACAUCUGUCGCCACUGCAUGUGGCGGUGUUGACACGCCAGGCGAGAAUUGUUAGGAAUCUGGUACUUGCGGGGGCCAAUCCAGCCCUCAGAGAUAUGAAUGGCAACACGCCUCUUCAUCUUGCCUGUGCUGCUGGAGACCUGACCUGCGCGAGAGCACUAACCGACCCUCUAUCGUCGUCCGAGAAAAGAAGCGCAUUGCCUGGGGGACCUGCACCUGCGAUACCUCAGGACCUUGAGCAAAGAAACUACCAAGGACAAACCUGUCUUCACUCGGCGGUGAUAGGGGGGCACGUUGAACUGGUCAGACUCCUUCUGCGGAACGGGGCGGAUUUGGAAGCUGGCGAAUGGCUCGCGGGAAGAACGGCGCUUCAUCUGGCGAUCGAGCGACAUCGGGCAUCGGUGACGAAGUUUCUUCUCCAGGAGUGCGCACCCUGUCUUGACGCCCUUACUUACGCCGGUAUAACCGCCUACCAAAUAGCCGCCUGCGGCGACCUCGAGCUUGCGAGAGAACUCGUAAGACUUGGUGCGAAACCGCAGCCGCCUCCGGAGUCGGACUCCGAGGACGACAACGACUCGGACAUGAACGAUGACUCGGAGAACGAGGGAGAGUCGAAGAGUCCCAUGUACAACGUGAACAAUGGAAACCACACGUGGCAGGGCGUCGGACUUAGAACCUAGGGAAGGAGAAGACCGGGAAUCUGGACGCGACGUCUCGUUUCCCUCUCGUCCCUCAUCGCAAUAGCUCCGGACAUUUUUUGGAGACGAAAUUAUUAUUAACCGCCCUCGGAGACUGCGGCGAAUCCUUGCCGCGGACAACCUGUCCGAGAAUUGUAGGGAACGAUUCCUUGAUAAUGGAUGGAUCCAUGGGAAAAAUGGAACGAUAUAUUUAUUGCGGUCGACGAUAUAUAUAUAUAUAUAUAUAUAUAUAUGUAUUGUUCGAAAAUUUGAACGAAACGACAAUGUUAAUGAAAUGACGAGAUGAAACGAAACAUAUCUGUGAAAUGGAAUUAAUCGAAGAGGUUCGCGCGUACCGGAUAACCCCAAAGCAUGAGGCUGGAGUUAGUAACGUUGGCUUGUAGAAAAAUUUACUGUUUUGUACUUUUAGAAUAACUGAAGAAGCUGAAUUU
This is a messenger RNA of Diprion similis, 1783 nucleotides long. RefSeq names its product NF-kappa-B inhibitor cactus-like. NCBI's taxonomy places the organism in Eukaryota, Metazoa, Arthropoda, Insecta, Hymenoptera, Diprionidae. The record is from RefSeq and is a predicted model, not a curated record. The transcript is spliced from 3 exons. Gene Ontology annotation, molecular function: protein binding. The coding region runs from base 90 to 1334 and encodes 414 amino acids.